AUGAAUUAUAUCAGUGAAUAAACAAAAAUAGUUAAAAUUUACGAAGAAAAUUCAAUGUAUUAUUUAUUUUUGAAAUGCAUGAAAUUAUAAUCAUUAGAAUCUUUGAUUCUCUAAGAUUUUGAAUUUAGAGAGACUCAUUUAGUUUGCAUAAUCUAUCUCAUUCUUUAAACUUUACAAAAAUAUAAAAACUUGGGAAUAUAUCAUGGAAAUGUUAACUUAAAAUCAAUCUAUGUGAAUAUAUCAGAUGCUGUAUUAUAAAUACUCCUUCUAUUUCCUAAAUAUUAAUCCAAUAAUAACAAAGGUACAUAGCUGGAUUUGUUAAAUCUAGGACAAUUACUUUAUUAAAUAAUAUUUUAUGAAAAAAAGGAUAAAAUUAAAUAAAUUAUAGAUCAAAAUCUAAUUACAUAGUAAAAAUAAUUAUUUUUAAACAUGAACGCAGAAAAUAAGCAAUUCAAAUUCUUGUAUAGAAUUAGUUAGUUAGACUUACUGAAUCAAUUACUUACCCAAAAUAUUUCUAUUGAAAAUGCAUUAAAACAUUUAUGGUUUGUAACUGUGAAAUAAAAUCUAAAAACAGAAUUUGUUAAGGUAACAAAAGAACGCUUAAAUUUGCGUACGAUAGUUGAAUCAAAUAAUGAAUUAAGUAUGACUCUAUCAAUGGACAAAAGACUUUCGACUAAGGAAUUUGCUGAGUAUGUGAAUACAGAAAUCGAAGAUGAAUUUCCAGUAAAAUGUUCAAUUCUAAAUCCAUUUUAGAUGAAUCCCUCAAAAUAAAAACAUGACAAUUGUGUUUCAAAACCAAAAAGUUUUUCAAGUUAUGAUCUAAAUUUAGUAAAUAAAGAAAAAUUCUUUGCAAAUAAUUAAUCUUUUAUUGUUUAAUGA
Molecule: messenger RNA, 879 nt
Organism: Paramecium tetraurelia
Lineage: Eukaryota; Ciliophora; Oligohymenophorea; Peniculida; Parameciidae
Exons: 2
Source: RefSeq, a predicted model, not a curated record